Oikopleura dioica is the source of this 1326-nucleotide messenger RNA. The record is from the annotation of a GenBank genome assembly. Lineage: Eukaryota; Metazoa; Chordata; Appendicularia; Copelata; Oikopleuridae.
AUGUCAUUAAAAGGCGAGGUGAACUUUGAGAAAUUAUUAAAUCCUGCAUUGUGGAGACUGAAAAGGAUCUUCGACGAACAUAGCAAAGAUUUGAGAAUAGCAGGAGGGGCUCCUAGAGAUCUCUUGCUCGGCAAGUGCCCGUCCGAUGUCGAUCUCGCCACAACGGCGACGCCCGAAGAAAUGCUAGAAAUGAUGGAGAAAGAAAAAAUUGAUACGAUCAACGCCAACGGGAUUAAACACGGAACGGUGACCGCGCACAUCGACGAGGUGAACUAUGAGAUAACGACGCUGCGGAUCGACAAAGUAACGGACGGACGGCACGCUGAAGUUGAAUUUACAACAGACUGGCGAGUCGAUGCCAAUCGCAGAGAUUUAACGAUAAACAGCAUGUUUCUGACUUUCGAGGGCGAAGUGAUUGAUUAUUUUAAUGGACAAGAGGAUUUAAAAUCGCGCAACAUUCGAUUCGUCGGUCACCCAGAGGAACGAAUCCAGGAAGACUAUUUGCGAAUUCUGCGAUAUUUCCGCUUCUAUUCUAGAAUAUCAGAGAAGGCUGACAAUCACUGUAGAGAGCAUUUAUUGGCUAUCAAGCAAAAUGCUGCUGGCUUGGCUGGUAUAUCUGGCGAACGUAUUUGGUCGGAAAUGGUCAAAAUUCUUAGCCAGCCCUUCGAUAAAUUCUUCGUCCGAUACAUGUAUGAACUAGACAUGGCAAAGCAUAUGGGAUUUCCUGAGAAGAUAUCCGAAGAACAACUAACGAGAUAUGAUUCAGUGUCACUUCACGAACACGCGUCACCAAUGGUAAAAGUUGCAGUCCUGGCCGGCAGUCCACUGAUGGUUGAGAUGAUUGACAAAAAGCUCAAGUGGUCGAAAAAUGAAUUUGGAGCAGCCAUGGCGAUAACUAAGCUGGCCUCUCAUCGCGUUCCCGAAGAGAACAAAAUUGAGUUCUAUUUGAAGCUACGCGCGAAGCUCCGGCUCAAUAUGUUCACGAAAACCGAAAUUCAUAAGAGAAUAUCAUCCUUCGAUGAAGACUGGGCUGUUCAGUUAGCAAUUUACAAUGACGAGACGACGAGUGUAGUCCAAGCCGUCAAAGAUUUCACCAUCCCAGAUUGCCCCAUUCCGUCAGCAACUAGCCUUACGACCGAACAUGGCAUCGAGAAAGGGCCGCUUUUAAUGAUAAUACAUUCAAAGCUUCGUAACAAUUGGAUAGACGGUCUUUUCGCGCCAACGAAAGACGAUCUUCUGCAUAAAAUGGAGGCAAUUCUUGUCAAAUUAAUUGAAGAAGGAAUUAUGACUCCUGAUAGAAAAUAUGUCAAGCCCAAGAAAAGAUAG